AUGACUGGGAUGUUCCAAAUUGUAUUAUAUAUAUUUUUUUGUAAACACUUAAAACACUGGAAUCAAUUCCCCUGCCCAAAUUUGGAAAAGUAUGAGGAUAAUUUUUUUUUUUUUUUUGUUUUUUUUUUUUUUUUUGUUGAUUUGCGACCCUCCAAAUUUUCAAAACUAAAAAAAAAAAUUAAAAAAAAAAAAAAUUAA
Molecule: messenger RNA, 198 nt
Organism: Dictyostelium discoideum AX4
Lineage: Eukaryota; Evosea; Eumycetozoa; Dictyosteliales; Dictyosteliaceae
Exons: 2
Coding region: 1-198 (65 amino acids)
Source: RefSeq, a predicted model, not a curated record